AUUCAUGAUUCAUCAUCAAACGUAGUCGUUCUCAGCAACACGGUCCAAAAAGUCAGUGCAGCGAAAACGGACGAUCCGAAGAAGAAUACUGAAUACCCUUUUUCAUUUCUCUCUCUCUCUCUCUCUCUCUCUAGAAUAAUCUUCUUCUUCUACCAUUUCUCACUAAUAACUCAUCAGUAAGACAAACCUCGUUUUCUACAUUUCACCAUUUUUCUCUUCAAUUCACUCUCACACAACCUUUUCUCUCUUCAGUAAAUAUAACGCUUUAUUAUUUUUAUUUUCUUAUUAUUUUUCACUCUCUUGUUUUUGUAUUUUAUGUACUCGGCGAUCUUCAGGAUCAGCUUGAUCUUAAUAUAAAUGGGAAUCUUCUAGAACAAAACCCAGAGGAAAAAAAGAAAUUGAAGACCUGAAACUCUGACAGGUGAAAUAAAGAAUAAAUAAAAAAAGAUAAAACUCUUUUUUUUAUUCCUCUCCCCAGUUUUUUGUUGUUUCUGUUAUUGGAUUAUGGCUGUUGCUGAGAAUGCCGGGGCCAAAAUCGGUGCUUCAAGUGAAGAUUUGGAAAAAAGUGUAGUGUCAUCUGACUCAAAUGCCCCAAACGAAGAACUGGAGAAUCCGAAACCCCGAAAUGGUUCUGUUGGAAACGGUGUAGAGACCGAUCAGAAUCUCAACGGUGUUGAUGGCGUUGCAGCCACUGUCUCAGUCCCUAACGGCAAUCACAAACCCCAAAUGGGUCAGAUGCAAAAUGGUUUGGACACAAACGGUGGUGGUGUCCAGGGGCAGCAGGUUGUGGCGAACAAUGGUGGCGGCGGAGGUGGGUUCAAGAUGGGCCAUCAGAUAGGUAAUGGAGUGAUGAAUGGAGGAGAGGACGGCGAGAGCUUCAAACGCGAAAUGAGGGAUUUGGCUGAGCUCUUGUCAAAGUUGAACCCUAUGGCUGAGGAGUUUGUGCCCUCUUCACUUGCAAAGAAUCAUGGGUACUUGCCCGGAGCUGGAGGGUUCGGUUUCCCUAACAAUUUGCUACUUCCUGCAAAUUUUGGCAAUGCUAAUGGACAGCCUAAUAGAAGGAGAAAGAAUGGCUACAAUAACCAGGGGAAGCAAAGAGCAAAUCAUAAAAUAGAAAUGGAGAGACGGGAAGAGAUGAUUAGGAGGACUGUUUAUGUCUCCGAUAUUGAUCAACAAGUCACUGAAGAGCAACUGGCAGCUCUCUUUCUUAACUGUGGCCAGGUCGUUGAUUGCCGUGUAUGCGGGGAUCCAAAUUCUAUUCUUCGUUUUGCCUUCAUUGAGUUUACGGAUGAAGAUGGUGCAAGAGCUGCUUUGAACUUGUCUGGCACCAUGCUUGGAUAUUACCCGGUGAGAGUGCUGCCAUCUAAAACUGCCAUUGCACCUGUUAAUCCGUCAUAUUUGCCCAGGUCUGAAGAUGAAAGGGAGAUGUGCUCAAGAACUAUUUAUUGCACAAAUAUUGACAAAAAGGUUACUCAAGCUGACGUUAAACUCUUCUUUGAAUCUCUUUGUGGAGAGGUUCAACGCUUGAGGCUUCUUGGGGAUUACCAUCAUUCGACUCGAAUUGCAUUUGUCGAGUUCACAAUAGCUGAAAGUGCAAUUGCUGCUCUGAACUGCAGUGGUGUGAUUUUGGGUACGCUGCCGAUAAGGGUAAGUCCAUCGAAGACACCAGUCCGUUCUCGGGCACCUCGUGGCUCAGUGCAUUGACUCAUCACUCAUCAUUCCAUGUCUUUUGGUGUUCAUUGCUGCUCAGAUAUCUUUACAUAUAUACAUACAACAAAUAUUUCCUAAGGUACCUGUGGCGAUUAGUUGUGGUUAAAGUCCGGCGUUAUGCUAUCCUUGUUUCCUGCUUGGGAGUUAUGGAUAUUGUGUUUAGUUCGUAGAGUUGGAUGGGGCCUCAAGAGGAUCUUAAUGGCUUAAUUUAUGACAAUGUGACUGUUUAUCUCGAAAUGAGACACUUUUGUUGUUCGAAGUUCCUCGCGCACUGGAAUUUCUUGAAAAAGAAACUAGUUACAAGGCUUUGUUCCUCGUUAGCGGUUAAUGUGGUUACCACAAUCUUUUUUGGAGUUUUUUUUUUUUUUAAUUUCAUUUCUUUCCUGUAUGCUAGUGUUUUACCCCUUUGUCUACAUUAAAUUAGUUAAUUAGCUUAUCCCUCUGUUGGUUGCUUUCCUA
Arachis ipaensis is the source of this 2169-nucleotide messenger RNA. Its product is annotated as polyadenylate-binding protein-interacting protein 12. The record is from RefSeq and is a predicted model, not a curated record. Gene Ontology annotation, molecular function: RNA binding. Lineage: Eukaryota; Viridiplantae; Streptophyta; Magnoliopsida; Fabales; Fabaceae.